Molecule: messenger RNA, 3757 nt
Organism: Leptopilina boulardi
Lineage: Eukaryota; Metazoa; Arthropoda; Insecta; Hymenoptera; Figitidae
Product: lateral signaling target protein 2 homolog
Exons: 2
Coding region: 477-1886 (469 amino acids)
Biological process (GO): regulation of DNA-templated transcription
Molecular function (GO): DNA-binding transcription factor activity, RNA polymerase II-specific; DNA binding
Source: RefSeq, a predicted model, not a curated record
GUGUGUGGCCGUGGCAGAAGACGAACUCCCUCCCACAUCGAGACGAGAAGGAGCAACUGGAAGCAGGAUCAGUUCAAACCACUUCGAGUCACUCGAGCGAACUGACUGACUGUGUGUAUAUCGCUUUUGCGCCUAUUCGACUCGUUCACUCGGCUUAAGUUUACAUUUAUUUUUUUUCUAUUCAAUCCGUCGCGUAUUUCAUUCACAGUGCAGUGCACGACAAAUUGACAGAAACGUUAAUAUUAAUUUCGUUUAAAAGAAAAAAGGAAAAACUAUUCUAGGUGUUUAUUUGUGUUGUUGACAAAGUUUGGUGAUAGUGUUGGUGAAUUUUGAUGGGGGUUUUUGUUUUUUUUUGUUAUUGAUUAUACCUGUAUAUGAAUAGAGUGUUGCAGUGAGAAAUAUGUUCUAGAUGGAACGAGGAUUGUGGAAGAAGGUACCGAGAAUUUCGAGUACCUAAUCAGGAACUUGAUGUGAUUAUGUGCACGACGGAAAUGACGGAAGCGUUUACAAUGUCGCCGUCGACAGCUUCUUCCAGUGGUACAACCACUGUUUGUUUGGGAUCGCCUAAUCAUCAGCGAUUAUCGAGAAGAAAUUCGCCUAAUCGACCCCCUGAGAUACAGGAUGACGAUGAUGAGAUUUCGGUUGGUUGUCCAAGUCCACUGCCACUUGUGGUCGUCACACCAAAUGAUGAUGAGGAGAGACUGAGUUCAUCGAGAGAGGAAUAUAGCGAGAGACUGAGUCCAAGGAGUUACCAGGAUACAAUUAUUGACGAUGAUGACAGGUACUCGAGGGAUGAUGAUCAUUAUAGAAUUCGUGAUAGAAUAACCGGUUCGCGAAUAUUGGGAAGUGAUGUGACAUCAUUGAGGGACAUUGAUGAAGAGACUGAGGACGAUGGGAGAAAUCGAAAUGGCAAUGGUAACACGGGCGGUGCCGAUGAUUAUUUUAAGCCUUUAAAACGACUGAAAAUGGUGCCGAUUCAACAGUCGGACGAAGAAGAUGAACGUGAGAGGGAAACAAAUGAACGUGGUGUUAAAUCUUUCAGUAUUCUUGAUAUUCUAUCUCAUAGACCAAAGGCUAAAAUUGUGAGACCAUGGGAUACGGCCGAGUCAAAUUUAAAUCAUCAUCGACAACAUCCACAUCAUCAUCAUCAUCACCACCACACGCCACAUACGGGACCUAGAGAUCUUUCCUUAAUGGGAAUGUCAUUGGCAUCUAUUUCCGGAUCCAUCAGUGAACCACCAUUAAGUAGUUCCUCUUCGUCCGGUAGGAGUUCAGUUUCCGAUUCGGGAAGUCCUGAUCCUUUGGUGCAUCAUCAUCACCAUCAUCAUAGUGUUCAUCAUGGAUUGCAUCCAGGUUUACAUCAUCCGGCGAUGCAGCAACAAUUUAAAAGAAAAGCUUCUCAGCAACACAAUUCACAAAGUGGACAAAAUGGAAAACGACAACCGGGACAAGGAAGUCCUCUUGAUGCUCUCUUUCAAAUGACGAGCAAAACUUUCGAUGCUGGCGAACACAGUCAAGAGCAAGCUAAUCAUUUGAAUCUCUUCAACAAUCGACAACAACCGAAGAAAAAACGAAAGAGUCGAACAGCAUUCACAAAUCAACAAAUAUUCGAAUUAGAAAAACGAUUUCUCUAUCAGAAAUAUUUAAGUCCAGCCGAUAGAGAUGAGAUUGCAGCACAAUUGGGUCUUAGCAAUGCUCAGGUGAUCACGUGGUUUCAAAAUCGACGAGCAAAAUUAAAAAGGGACAUGGAAGAGCUCAAAAAAGAUGUGCAGACUGUAAAUCCACUUAUUGUGGCACAACAUCACAAAACAUUCCUCGAAAAUGUUCAAGAUCUCGGAAUUCUGAAGAAGAGGCCACUACCAAAUUCGAUGGAUGAAAAAUUAUAGACCAUUUUGUUUUCGUCCCUCCCCUAACACCCCUUACCCACCUGAUAAAAAAUUUAAAAUUAAAGGCUAUAUAUAAUAUAAGCGAGAAGAAACUGUUUUUUUUUUUUUUCAUGAAAAUAAUUCCCAAAAAAAAAUAAAUGUACCUUUUUUAAUUCUAAUGAAAAAAAAAAAAAAUUAUUCCCAUGACAAGAAAAAUGUUUAUUUUUAAAAAAAAUUAAAUGAAAAAGAACUGAAAGAAGCUUUGAAGUGCGAGGCAUAUAUGAAUAUUCAAAAUUUUUCCUCUUUUUAAAUUCUCUCAUUACUAAAUGAAAACACAUUUAAUUAAAGAGGACAACGCCAAAAUAUUCCCGUCAUAAUUUCUCUUAAAAAAAUAAAACGAAAUUAAAAGAACAAAUUUUCACUUACAAUUGCAGUACAUAAUUACUUUUGUUUGACUGUUUAAAAAUUAAAAUUUCGAUGCACAAAUUGAAUACUAUUGUAAAAUAAGAAAAAUUAUUUCGCAAUUUUUUUUUUCAAAUUAUUAAAUACCCAGUGUUUAAUAUAUAUAUAUCUAUUAAUCAGGUUUAUUUCAAAAUAAUUUGUGUUCAGUAUAGCAUUGAAUUUACAAUGUAUUUAUUAUUUAACGCAUAAGUUCAAAACUCCAAGAAACAAACGAAAUAUUAAUACAAAAAAUUGAACUAUCGAUAUAGACAAUUAUCAAUUCAAACAUACAAAAUGAAAAGAAAUUAUGACAUUAUGUAUUUGAAAAUAAUACCAAAUUACCCUAUAAUUAAAUAAUUAAACAAUUUUUUCCAUUAAAAAAAAAGAGACUUAAAAUUUUCUGAAAGAAAAAUUCUCUCUAUAUAUAUAUGUCACGCUCACUAUAUUUCUAAUCGAUAUAUGAAUCUUUGAAAAAGAAUAAAUUGUUAUAAUCAAUUUUAGGUAGAAAUAUAUACGGCAUAUAAAAGUUUAUGUAUAUCUUAUUGUCUGUAAAUUUGUAAGAUCUCAGUGAAAUAUUAUAUAUGUAAAGAUUUUUAUAUUGUGCGACUAUACUGUCCCAAAAAGCAAUUCAAUUUGUGGGAAUAAUGUAUAUACACUGAAAAAAUGAUAUUCUUUAUUUAGAAAUAUAUAUGACAAUUUCUAAAAUAAAUUUUUUCAUUUUAAGAAUAUAUAUAUAUAUAAUGUAUGUGAUUCUAUUUUAUUUAUUUUUAAUUUAAGAAAAUUUGUCAUCUUCUAUAUAUGUUGAGAAAUAUUCUAUAAUUUAGAAUAUAACUUUUUCAGUGUAACAAAGCAACACUCAAUUAAUGAGUCUAAUUCCAAUGUGAUUCUAAAAUUAACAAUUAAAUUUUCUCGAUUCGCUUAAAAUUCUAGACAUUAUUAUAUAUAUAGAUGAAUCUCCUGUUGUUAAAACAAAAUUCCCAUCUUCGCUUUAAUAUGGAACAUUUGUGGCGAUCGAAUUAGGUGGAUGUAUUAUAAUGUAUUUAUUAUAUAAAAAGAAAAUUGAUGUCCGCAUGAUCGGAUUAAAUCGAUGAUAAUAAAUUAUUAGUAAAUAUAUAUAUAUAUAUAUAGUUCGUAAAUUAUGAGUCGCUUUCACCGGCUGUCUCGUGUACAUAAUAUUGUAAAUAGCAUAUUUGUCAUUAAUUAGAAGAUUUUUUUUUUCCCGUGUAUAGGUAAACGUAGAGCCAUAUAGAUGGGGCACUGCAAUAUACCUAAUUGUCAGUUUAAUUAGGGAGUUUUACGAUUUUGUAUGAUGUAAAUUCUAUCGUAUAUGAAUGUUAUAUUCCAGAUGACAAAUGAACCUGUGAACCAAGGAGAAUGUCUGUACAAACAAGAUUAGGACAGUGUAUAGUGAUCCAAAAAAUAAAUAGAAAAUUCAUUAUAUCAUAAUUAUA